This is a messenger RNA of Camelina sativa (false flax), 1776 nucleotides long. Its product is annotated as myb family transcription factor PHL5-like. Gene Ontology annotation, molecular function: DNA binding; DNA-binding transcription factor activity. The record is from RefSeq and is a predicted model, not a curated record. Lineage: Eukaryota; Viridiplantae; Streptophyta; Magnoliopsida; Brassicales; Brassicaceae.
UAUAUCAAUACUCAUCCCUCUUGCACCUGAAGACUUUGGAGAAUGUAGAGAGAUUCCUGAAAACCCAAAAACCAAAACCCUUUAGAUUUCAUAACGAUUGGUAUUCUACCGAUUUUAAUUUUUUUGUUCAAUCAAAUCCUUUUAUUUUUUUCAUUCAACUUAUAACUUUUUAUUUUCCGUCCGUUCAAUAUAUCAUUGAACGUACAACAAGAUCAUAUGUUUCUGAUGCAAAACUGGCUAAUUGUGUCUCUCUUGUUUCUUCUUUGAUGGAUAAUAUCAACUUUGAAUUCUCAAACGCUUCACAAGGAAGCCAGCUACAGUCGCAGCCGCAACCGCCUCAGCCGUUUAAUUUGCAAAACUUGAAUAACAUGAUUCAAUACAAUCAACCAUCAUCUCCAUGGACUACCGAAACCUUCUCGGGUUUUCCUCCAUACGAUUGCUCGGCCAAUCAAUCUUUCCCCUUACAAUGUUCAUCUUCGAAGCCCUACCCUUCCUCGUUUCAUCCGUACCAUCAUCAAUCUUCGGAUCAUACAUCAUCAUUAGACCAAACCAUAUCGAUGGUUCCUAUGCUGCCUCUUCCGGAUCAAUAUAUGAAGCCAUUAUAUCAAAGAUCAUGCGCGAACGAUUUUGCUGCAGCAAAUGCUUCAUCAGCCUCAUACUCGCUUUCUUUUGAAGCAAGUCAAGAUCCACAAGAACUAUGCAGGAGGACCUAUAGUAAUUCUAAUGUAACACAUCUUAAUUUCUCAUCAUCGCAUCAAUCUAAACAAAUUCAUCCAAAAUUUCCUUCUCAUACUUCAUUCUCAAGCCAUGGAGGGCCGGUGGCUCCUAACUGUGUGAACAAGACACGAUUAAGAUGGACUCAAGAUCUUCAUGAGAAGUUUGUAGAGUGCGUUAAUCGCCUUGGUGGUGCUGAUAAGGCAACGCCCAAGGCGAUAUUGAAGCUGAUGGAUUCUGAUGGACUCACAAUAUUUCAUGUUAAAAGCCAUUUACAGAAGUAUAGGAUUGCUAAAUACAUGCCUGAGUCUCUAGAAGGCAAAUUUGAGAAGAGAGCUUGUGGUAAAGAGCUGUCUCAGCUUGACACAAAAACUGGAGUACAGAUUAAAGAGGCACUCCAGCUUCAACUAGAUGUUCAGAGGCAUCUUCAUGAACAACUAGAGAUUCAACGAAACCUACAACUAAGAAUCGAAGAACAAGGGAAACAGUUGAAAAUAAUGAUGGAACAACAACAAAAAACAAAAGAGAGUCUUAUGAAGACACCCGAAGCUGAAGCAUCAUUGUCUCUUCCCGCUUCCGAUCACACUCCUGAUCCUCCGCCACCUUUCUUGGUACAAGACGACGACACUGAAGCCCUGAUGCUAACAAGUUAUGGAGACAAUCAACUCCAGUCAAAGAUUAGUUGAAAAAAAAAAAUGAGAGAUAUUGGCUACAUAGAAAAGGGCCUAAAAGCAUGUUUCUACUCUAUUCAAAAUGGUAUAAAGUCAUAAGAGUCGCGACAAGAGAAUGUCCAAAGUGCUACACACACUAACACUUGGGAACAGAAUCAGGUACUAAAUGUGUGCAAGUGGUGUGUGAUGGGGUCUCAUUAGUCAAUAGAGUAAUAGAUGUGUGAGAUUAUUCUUAAUUAACUAUAUUUUGUGUUAUAAACUCACACGAAGAGAGAUGGCUUCUUAAAUUAGUAACGCUACUUUUAAAAAAUUGUGCACGAGGAACCCCACCUUUUUCUCCUUUUGCUUUCUUAGUCAUUUCUACUUUGAAUAUUCAGUUUCUUUAUAUAUA